AUGGCGACUAAUUCAAGAAAUGAAUUACCUUCGCCAUCAACAUUUGAACAUGUACCUCAUCUUAUUUCACAAACUAGUCUAGCUUCGGAUAGUUUUUCAUUACCAACAACAACUACUAGUCCUCGUAAUUCACGUACAUCAAUUGAUAUAAUCCGUGAAAUGACUUGUUCAUCACCAUUACGACAGGAUUAUAUGAAUUUAACUGUACUUGAUGUUUAUGAUGAAGCAGCAUUAAUAGGAAAAGAUUUUGAACGUAUUAUUGAAGUUUAUGGAACAGAAAUAAUUCGUGAUCUUGUACCAAAAGUAAUUCGUAUACUUGAAUUACUUGAAUUACAAGCAACUAAAAAUGAAAAAGAAGCAGAUAAAUUCAUUGAAAUGAAAUCACGUAUUACACGUUUAGAAAUGGAAAAAAAUGAAACACGUGAAUUACGUGAAAAAUUUAAUCAUGAACUUGAACUUAUUGAAGAACAAUGGCGAAAAGAAGUUAAUAAAA
Rotaria sordida is the source of this 493-nucleotide messenger RNA. The record is from the annotation of a GenBank genome assembly. NCBI's taxonomy places the organism in Eukaryota, Metazoa, Rotifera, Eurotatoria, Philodinida, Philodinidae.